CUACUUGAUAUCAGGUCAUCGUUUCGGAAGCUUUGGAGCCAUCGUGCUUUUGGAUGGGCCAAAGUUCCGAUAAACGCUGAGAAUUCUUCCUCGAACUAUAAACACCGCGUUUUUACAUCGUUUUUUUAUGGACCAAUGCAUUGAAAGUGAAACAUUAUCGCCAAAUUUUCGACUGUAUCAGCCGUAGAUUGGAAUUCAUGGCCGUCGGUUUCUCUAGGGAGAUACUUCUAUGAAUAAUGUACUGAAGCCGUCGAUUCACAUUAACACUGCACCGGUUUGUUACUCCCUGGUUUAAAAUAACCAACGCCUGUACAACAUGAAGGCGUCAACGGUGACAAUUCGUUCAAGGUUACAUCGUAUUGUUUACUUCACAAGGCGUCUGUUUGGUCGGAAGAACCAUCGUGUAAGAAGGACCCGUCGAUUAUCAUAAAGAGAGUAACUUUGUUGAGAAGACAGGCACUCCAUCGUUGAUUUUGACUUUUUUGGAAUUGGAUUUGGAGUUCGUUGGAGUGAACUUCUCUCACCAGCUUUGCUGAAGCAUAUCUCCAAGUUUCUGCACCUAAUUUUCACUAGAUCAUUACGGCGAUUUGAUAGUACUGGCACGUGCACUUCGAUUGGAGUCGAACGAGCUAAAGGUCCAACGAAUGUAUAAUCGUUUUUAAAGGUUUCCAAGACGACGGGGUCAACAGCUCAAAAACGAGCCUAUCUAUCAUUGGUAACGCUCCCCAGGCUUCGAUGUCAUUGCGGCUGGAACAAUUGGAGAUUUUCUUUCACGUAAAUCUGGGGCACAGUUAAUACGGCAUCUUCUUCACUCUACUCCGUAAUCCAGUUAUGAGAAUCGUAAUGUAAUCCAGGUGUCUGAAACCUAAUAAACUACUGGAUCAUGUAGAUCUCCCGUCACUUACGGAUCAAAGGGAUGAAACAUUGCGUAAAAUAUUAGACACAUUGUUUAUGUAGUUCAGGAAUUAGCCGCGGUAUAGCGCUUUACAUAAGGUCCAACGUACAACGGAUGUUAUUCUCGAUUCGUUGUCCUUUAGUUUUUUUAAUCUGACGUUCAACCCACGUGUGUGAACGACGAAAGUAGCGGCAACCUUGCUUAGCUUAUGUCAAAUCCAAAAUAAGACGUGUGGGCCUUUUUUGAUGACGAAAUGCGUAGGCAUUGUCGAAAGUUUUUGCCAAAAAUAGAUUGACGGGGAAGCCGCGAUUGCGUCACAUGGCUCCAUAUCGUACCGGAUAUUUGUGUUUUGCCGAGUGAUGUCUUAGUUGCGGUGACGACGUCAACCAUUCACAUCUCAGCUUUACUUUCUUAGGAGUUCAAUGUGUAGAACCAUGACAACAGUAGUAUGUCACAAAGCCUAGGUUCCCUUGGUAACGAAUAUAACACUCCGUAGGUAUAUAGGCGCACCAUGUGCGACUGGUGAGGCAACGAGGAAGGGAUUUAAUGGGAAUCACUCUGAGACAGUGCUCAGAACGAGUACAGUAUCAAGCGGAACAGUUCACGUAGAACCACUGUCUUACCGGAAAGUGAUUUUAAAGACAAUUCGAUACUAGAAAGGAAGUUUAAGGACAAUGUGAUACCAGAAAGAGAUUCCAGGACAAUUUGAUACUAGAAACGGUUUUCUGAGGACUGGUUGAUACUAAAAGGAACAAAUAAGGACAAUUUUCAUCAGUCGCAUGGAAACUGCAGUAUAGACACAUAUCUUUUAAAUUCAUCAUCACAUUGACAUUGUUUGAAUGGAAUGGAGAAACCAGGACAUGAGCACGAAUAUGGUCUCUCUCUCCUUAUCGUAGCCGACUCUCACUAUAAUGCCGUAGAUUAACGAAGUCUUAAAGGAGGACAUUUCAAAUUUUACACGAGCAUUUCGAUCGUCUGGUCUGUGUUGCAAGUCAAAAUCCUAUUCGGAAAAAUGUGCCCUUUAGAAAUGGGAAAAAAGCGAGACCAUCUGAAUUAAUUUCUAUUCGAUUCAUCCAAUUUUCUUCAUUGAUUCCUUUCCCCGAACGAGCGACAAACUACUUCACUUAAUCAGGAAAAAGCUGACAGGUCCUAACGACGAUCACGUGAUACCAUCACCUCAGCAGGCGAUUUUCCGGAGGGAAAUCAACCAGAAUAGAGAAACACGCGAAUAAUCCCACGGCGCUCGUUCUCCAUUUGGAGCAAUCGGGUCUUGAUCCUGAGACGCUGUCACACUGCUACAGGGACGUGUUCUAAUUAUAGGUUUAUAUAGAGGGUUUAUUAGGGGAGGUCAAGAUCGGUAGUAGGGUACCAAAUCUACUACAUUCAAAGCUUAGAAUAUUAUGUUAUUUCUUCAGUCAAGUUGGUCACAAACUGAGGAAUAUCUAUGUACUUGCAAUUUACCGAGGUGAGAUUUCAAGGAUAGAAAUCACUUCAUAGCUUUUUCAGGAAUGGAUUGUUUUCAGGGAGAUGGCUUGGAAAGUUCUGAUUAGUUCGGAAUAUGGCAUGGUUUUCUUACGGAUUAAUUAUCAUUGAAAUCGUAAUGUGUUACAUUCAGUGCAUUCAGUACGAUACAUUUUCUUGAUACAAAGGAGAUAGCUCAAUUACUACAGAAAGUAUUACUAUUUCAAAUCAAUCAAAUCGGUUUGUCAUUCCGUGUGAUCGAUUGGUUUAGUCUGGUGUCUGAUGACAACCGCCUUCUAUAUUCAAAAGCUAUAACUAGGGUGAAGUGACAUUUCCUUAGUCUUCCACAAUGAUGGAGCCCACGAAUAAUAAUUCCUCGGGACUUGUGGGGGAGCCACCGUCGUAUAAUCUCGCCUGUCAUAUCCCACCAGAAGUAAACAAAAACGGCCUCCCUCGCGAGAACUUUGUGAAUACCACAGAUAGUGCAGGGAGUGGCCAGGCAUCACCGAGCAGCUAUCCUUCGCCUACCCCACCGCCACCUGCUGCUUUCUUAUCCCCGGAACCCGCACUCCACCUACAGGAAUCGGUGCUCACUAAACCGGAAAGUGUCAUCAGUGGGAAACGCCAGGACGCUAUAAUCAAAGCUGAUAACUUGCGGGAACACUCUCAACCUGGGACCCCACAGUGUCGCUGGUCUUUUUCCAGUGAUCAACCGAUCAAUUUCAACUCUGAUGACGAGAGCUUUCCACCCCCUCCUCCGGAAUUCAUGAGCGAGGAUGCGUUCCCGAAAAUACAAUUUUCUUACUCAACCGACUCUGACAAUAAUCAGAAAAAGGAGGAAAUACGUAAAAAUCGUCGGCCGCUUAAAAAUAAACAUCGACGUGUCGAAUCACUAAGUCCGGUCCCUGCAAGUCAGGAGUCGUACAAAUCUACGUCGCCAGAAGGAGCGAGUUCUGCGCAGUCGAACGAUUCUGCGUCAACGAACCUUGCAUCCGGAAGUGAUAUUCACCUUCGGCCCCCUAGCGACAGGCCUGGAAAGACAACCGAUAAAGGCCAGUUAAAACGGAUGAAGCCUUAUGCUUCCCCGAUGUUACCAAAGGACAUUAAAUUCAAGAGUCUAGAGGUGUCCUCUUACGAUGACGAUUCUGUGCCGGGCUCUGAACACGACAUGGAAACGGAUCAUGACGAUGUACAUACGCCGCUCUUACAAGAUGGCGCUGGUAGUCCAGCUAAAAUAUCCAAUCUCUCCACACUCUCUGGCGGAACUAGGAACUCGUACCCAGGAAUGGCAACAGAAGACCGAAUGCGCAAUUACACGCUUGGCACUGAUGUUCGACUUCCGUUGCUGAAGAUAAGUUCGGAUCCACGAGAAUCUCGUAAAUCACGCGAUAGACUCAAUAAACAGGAUAGCAAGUCGGACACCAGGUCUUCCAAUGAACUCUAUGACGUCAGGUUAGACCGGGACGGGUCAUAUCCGGCGGAAGCGGAAAUCACUGUUUCUAAUGACGAUCUUUCUGUUUCUAAUCCCGAUAUUCCAAACGCAGUGCAUACAGGCAACGCAAUUGGUUACGCGGAUUCAUGUGACUCGGACUCGAGGCGUGUUGGCCUCGCCAACAACAAACGGAAUACUCCCGGGAACUCCACCUGGCGGCCUGGAGAAACUGAGGACCCAGACGCCGUGGACACUAUGCCUAAAGAGCGCAAGAAAUCAAGGCUAAAGAAGCCCUUCCGUAGUAGGAGCUAUCCAAUAUGUAUAGCCGUUUCGUUUACAACUAUGUUAUGCAUAAACCCGCCUAUAGGUGUCGUAGCUGUGUUUUUAUCUUAUCUCUCUUGGAAGGCGUACGAUAAAGGCGAUAAAACGGCGGGAUAUUGCCUGGCGAGGCUGUCGCUGUAUGUCAGCAUUGCUGGUAUAGUCACAACAAUGACGCUGGUCAUCACUAUUCUCUAUCAGACGACUAUAGGCUUUUGAUACUUUAUAAUUUUUAUUUUGCAAAACCGAUUGAGUAUUGAAAGACGUGAUCUAGUUCGUGCUACCUUCACAAGAAUGGUACCCAAGAGAAAAUCGUUCCCCUGGCGAUUGUUUAGGAACCAAUUUACUUAUUUUCCUUAUUCGAGAAAAGUAGGCAUUGUGUCAUUUUCAUCACAUAAUAAUCGUCUGAUUUGCGCCAGACCAAAGACUACGGAGUCGAAGUCUUUACGUUUGCGAUUUUGCUUGUAGAUUUAAUAUUUGAUCAAUAUUAGGACGCCUGUGGAAAACCGCGUAUCAGCUUAAAAAAGUUUUGCCUCCCUCUCAUGAUUUAAUUAACAAUAAUUGUUUAACUCAAAAAGCACUCUCUGUGACAUACCUUUUACACGUUAUCAACAAAAUACUUCAGGAAGCAAAAUUGACCCUUCUGCCAUCUGGUACUUGUUGAAUGAACAAACUAUUAGAUAGCCAAGUUUUCUCUCUGUUGAAAUAUUAUUCAUCAUAUGAUAAUCAUGAUCACACCAACUACAAUUUACAUUGGUAUCUUUCAUGUGCAUUUUUAUCAUUAAGUACCUGCACCAACCAAUUUUGAACCUUAUCAUUGUUUACUUUGAAAUCAACAGUCGACUCACCACGUUAUUACGGGCGAAGCAAGGUCGUAUUGGUGUAAUACACUCUAUCGCGAUCCAAUUCAGAGCAAUAAGGCGUAUAUUGUGAUUGGCGCCAGCUGAAGUGGUUCAUCAGCAAGCCACCUCAUCAGAGUUACCAACAGCCCAGUGCCAGUGAUGACCUCCUCGGAGAUUAGAGACUGCAUUCUUUUCAGUUGUCUUUCUUUAAAGACCCGCAACACACGCACACCUUUUUCCUGUGAUUUGGGUCGUUUUGGCAGUAUGACUUUGUCUAACUUUUUUUAACAUACCGGUAUUGUGUCCAGUCCUAAUAAAAUGUGUUUGAUUUGAAAGUUUGAUUUCCAACUUGUUGUUGAUCUAUAUUUUACAAGUGCCGGAAAAGACUUCAGGCUACCCUUAAUUCAUUUCAAGGUGCGUCCCGCGAGAUCUCGUACAACUGUUGCAAUCUUGUAUAUGAUGCAAAUGAAUUUCAGACCUUAAAACUCUGAAUGAUUUCUGUUGUGUUUACGUCUUCUAUAGUGUAUGCUAUAAGUACGAAGUAACAGCGAAACAAACUGCUGAGAUCGAAUGUUCACUUAAAUUUCUUCUUAAUUUAUAUUUUAGAUGUUUUAAUCAAAUCUCCAACCUUUCACCUAGCGGGAGUAAAAUUAUGCUAUGUCCUAAAAAAUAACGUCCGGAGAACGAAGGAUUCUCUUAAGGUAUUGAUCGACGGUGAUGGUCUCUAGAGAACCAUAAAGCAGAAUACAAUUGGGCUUUACACGAAUCCAGGAGGACAAUUCUACUGCUACUCUCGAACCUCUACUUGAUCAAAGAACUCGUCGUUUUCCAUUAUGAUAAGGACGUACUGCGUAAAACCUGUAGUGCAUGGUGCAUUUGCACACAAUAUUAUGUUGGAUUAAAUACCGCAUGGUUUCACUGGUUUUACUUAUGACUCUGCGGCUGGUUUCAAUUAUUUCGCUUUUGCUUCGUACCACAUUUUUCAUAAAUCAUUUUUAUAAUAUUACUGACUAAUUAUUGUAAAU
Lineus longissimus is the source of this 5973-nucleotide messenger RNA. RefSeq lists its product as uncharacterized. Lineage: Eukaryota; Metazoa; Nemertea; Pilidiophora; Heteronemertea; Lineidae. The transcript is spliced from 3 exons. Bases 2706 to 4325 code for a protein of 539 amino acids. The record is from RefSeq and is a predicted model, not a curated record.